UCAAUUUAAAUGCAUUCAAUUUCACACACUCUCCUCUCUUCCAAAUGGCGUUGGCUUUACAGAGAAGUCUGUUUCACAACUUCGUUCAGUCAAUGUUUGAUGAGGGAAUUGUUAGUGACGAAUUUUAUCAACUGCUAGCCAUGAAGGAUGCCAUUAGACAAGAUUAUGUUGUGCGUGCAAUUACUAGUUACUGCAUAUAUGCCCAAAAUUUAUUCUCUCAUUUGACUGAUCAAAUCAGCCAACCUGAGGUUGAUUAUCAUCAGGUUGAUGCUUCUGCUCGUGAGUUCUAUGCAAGAACCAGCAUUAUUGGUGCAGAACAUGUUAAACUUUCAUGUGCAGAACUUAUUCAGGCUUGUCAGGGGAAUGACAAAGAAUAUUGCUUCCGUGCUCUGUAUUGGACUAAGAAUGAAUAUUCCAAGCUGAGAAGAAAAUUUGAGACCAUUGUGCAGAUGGAAAGAAAGAUUAUUGACCUUGAAAAUGGGCAUUGAAAUGAAGCUGGAAGCAGUAAUUUUUUUUUUUUUUUUGGGUAAUAUACUCAGCUGAAGUUGAUCUGAUUAUAUAUCUCAUAUAAUGUACAGAUGUUCAUAUCUAGCUUACAUGUUGUAGUGUCAGGUUUGAGAAGAGGAUGAUUUCCUAUUUUAGUGUUCAUAUUUAUGUAUUCUGUAUUUUGCAUAUGUU
This is a messenger RNA of Pistacia vera, 678 nucleotides long. RefSeq names its product histidine-containing phosphotransfer protein 1-like. Gene Ontology annotation, cellular component: cytoplasm; nucleus. Gene Ontology annotation, molecular function: protein histidine kinase binding; histidine phosphotransfer kinase activity. Lineage: Eukaryota; Viridiplantae; Streptophyta; Magnoliopsida; Sapindales; Anacardiaceae. The transcript is spliced from 6 exons. Bases 45 to 488 code for a protein of 147 amino acids. Gene Ontology annotation, biological process: cytokinin-activated signaling pathway; phosphorelay signal transduction system; phosphorylation. The record is from RefSeq and is a predicted model, not a curated record.